Mauremys reevesii (Reeves's turtle) is the source of this 1969-nucleotide messenger RNA. RefSeq names its product sericin 1-like. NCBI's taxonomy places the organism in Eukaryota, Metazoa, Chordata, Testudines, Geoemydidae. The transcript is spliced from 32 exons. Bases 304 to 1872 code for a protein of 522 amino acids. Gene Ontology annotation, molecular function: oxidoreductase activity, acting on metal ions. The record is from RefSeq and is a predicted model, not a curated record.
UGUGUAAGUUGGCAUAAUUUUCAGGCUGAGGAGUCAAAAGAAAAGUGUAUGCUAAGGUUGUCUGUACAAAGAUCAGGAACAAAAAAACCCCAAACCAAAAGUCUAGAUUCUACAGUUGGGGUGGAACACAUGAAUCCCUGUCUAUGACUCAGCUCAAACACAAGUUCCUCUGAAAUAAACCAGAAGAAGAGAGAGGCAAUAUUCCUUAUAGGAUCAAGGUUCUUGCAUUUCACAGCUGCAGCUGUUCUACACUGACCACAGAGGGACCAGGGGUUGCUCACUGAUCAGGACUCAACCAAUAAGAUGGACAGAUAUCCCUUCUUCGUGUUUGUGUUGUGUGGGGUAUUUUUGCCAAGAGUCCUUUGUUUUCCACAUGAAAACCUUACAAUAGAUUGUGAUACUAUGCUACCACACCAUGGAGGUGAACCACAAAAAUCCACUCCACCAUAUGUUAUUGCUGUAUCUUUUGAUAAAUAUGAUCCAGGAAAUGAAAUUGAAGUGACUCUAGAGGGAACUGCAGAGCGUGGUUUUCAAGGAUUUCAUCUACAGGCUCGAGAACUUGAAGGAGAUACUCCUGUUGGUUCCUUUAAAAUUACAGAUCCAAGCACACAAGCCCUUGCAUGUCAUAAUGUUUCGAAUUCAUCGGUAAGCCACACAAAUUCAGAGGUGAAGCACAAAGUUACAACAACUUGGAUUGCACCUUCGGACACAAAGAGUAUUCAAUUUAGAGCAACAUUUGUUCAAGAUUCAAAGAACUUCUGGGUUGGAGUUCUCAGCAAAACUGUCACUCCUAGACAUUCUCAGUCAGCCAAUGUCACAGAAAGAAGGAAUAAGAAGAAGGCUUCACGGAUUGUGAUUGAGAUGGAAUGUACCAAGAAAGGAGGCACUUACUCAACUAGUGGCGGAUGUAUUCAGGGUGGAUCCUCUGGUUCCUCUCAGACUAGCUAUUCUAUUGGUCAGGUUGGAGUCAUUUCUCCAGGAGGCAGCCGGGGUGGAUGUGUCCCAGGCACUGAUGGCAUAUACAGCAGCUAUGGUUGUAGAGAUGGUGCUGUCUCAAUUAACACCGGCAUGUCCUAUGGCCAGUCUGUCUCCUCAGGCAGUGGUGUUCAAAAGCCAGUGUCCUAUCCCGACAGCAAACCCUACCCACCUGUGCGUGAAACUUUCCCAUCGAUCUUGGCCAACUCUGGAUAUGGCAACCGCAUUAUCCAUUCACAAGUUGGACAGAGAGUCAAUCCUUGUGAUCGAAGUUCAUCCUCCUACAACAUCAUUAUCUGUAAACUGAGUCAAUCUUCUACCUCACAGAACAGCAAUACCAAAGGCCAAGAUCCGUCCACUUUCUCACAGGGCAGCCAAGUAAUCUCACCGGGCAGCCAACAGGGUGGAUCAUCUUCCUCCGGAGUCAGUACAGGUUGUGGAGAGGGUACUUCAUACGACAGCAAUCCCUGCCACCAGUUAGAAAAGUCAUCUUGCUGUCUGACCCAGGUGUCUUUACAGGGUUCACCAAGUAAUUCAGGCAGCAGUAACCGUGAUUGUGAUCAGAGUUCAUCCAACUGUGCAGGCAACAAGGUUAUUGUUGCCCGGGAUACAUCUCGUGCUCUAAGCAGAAGCAGUUACAAUGGACAGAAUGAAUCCUCUAGCACAAACAGCACUAGUGCCAAUGUCCAGGGUGGAGCAUUUAUCUCAUUCAACAACACUUCCAGUGGCCAGGGAUUACCUUCAGGAGGAAAGCAGUCUGGUGGAGAUGGCUCACAUUCCUCAGAAGACGGCUCCAUAAGCUCUGCUGGGAAACAGUCCAGCCCUAGCCUUUUGCUGCUAUUCAGUGUUUUGAGUGCCUUUGCCACCUCUUCAGUUGUGCCCAAGUGGUUUAUAUGAACAUCUGAAUACGUGACUGGAGACCACAAAGUGUAUUCUUUGUGGUAGUGUAAUAACAGAUUAAUUUUCUGUAUAAAAUUCUAAUCAAAGUUGAAUA